Molecule: messenger RNA, 938 nt
Organism: Zingiber officinale
Lineage: Eukaryota; Viridiplantae; Streptophyta; Magnoliopsida; Zingiberales; Zingiberaceae
Product: putative [ribosomal protein S18]-alanine N-acetyltransferase
Exons: 2
Coding region: 128-625 (165 amino acids)
Molecular function (GO): acyltransferase activity, transferring groups other than amino-acyl groups
Source: RefSeq, a predicted model, not a curated record
GACUGGAUCACACGAUCCAUGUCUGCAUAAACCGCUAGGGCGCGGAACCGCGUAGAAGUGGGCGGCAGGCCUGGCGGCCGCUGGCUCUUUGGCCGUCGAAGACGAGUUCUAACUCAGCUCGCCUAGCAUGGAGGCGCCGGCACCGGCGGCGGUGGCAGAAAUCUCAGAUUUCGAUCCCCGCAAAGACGCUGAUUCUGUCGUAGAGGAGAUCGCCAGAUUGGAGAGAAAGAUCUUCCCCAAGCACGAAUCCCUCUCCAAAUCCUUCCACGACGAGCUGCGGAAGAAGAACAGCGGACUCAUCUACCUCAAGAUCUCUACGGGCAAAGAUGAAGAGAUCAUUGGCUACGCCAUGUACUCCUGGAUAUCUUCCCUCUCUGCCUCCAUCACCAAACUUGCUGUGAAGGACAACUACAGAAGGCAAGGGCAUGGAGAGCUUUUACUGAGAGCAGCCAUUGAAAAGUGCAGGACAAGAAAGAUCCAGAGGGUUUGUCUUCAUGUUGAUCCUGCUAGAAUUCCUGCUCUUUUACUUUACAGAAAGCUUGGUUUUCAAAUGGAUGGAUUGAUUCAUCAAUACUACUCCCCAGAAAGAGACGCCUAUAGAAUGUUCUUGGAGUUUGAUGAAUAGAUUCAGGAUCAUUAGGAUUUGCUGGUCAUUCAGUCUCCAUGACAGUUGCUUGCUUAUUGAACAGUAGACCUCAUGGACAACAGUUGUAGUGUGGAUGGUGUUCAUGUGAGUUUGGUGUGUGAAUCUCCUCCGUACUCGUUUGUUUUUUAGAUAAACGAGAAUAAGUCUUAUUGUUUUUCAAAGAAAGUUAGCCGCACGCCGUAGCGCAGAUAGUAAAUGUUUGAUAUUUUUUUUUUGUGUAACGAAGGAGUCGAUUCUCAUACAUUGGUGAUUUAGGGGGUGUUUGAUUAAAUGAUGGGAAUAAUUAUGGAUA